AUGACCGGUUUCGAUUCUGGUCGCUGUUGUAAAAAGUCCUCUUCACGGAGUAUUUCAAGCUUCUCGUCAUCCUUCAAUCUCUUGUUUCGGCGCUCCACACUCUUGACAUACUUCUUGUACUCACUGUUGGUGAUCUUGCGGAUGGCUUGUGUUGCCAACAGGAACAUGUUCUUGAUCUGUGUCUCCUUGCUCUCGCUCAAACCAGACUUUUGUCCCGUCAACCCCUGGACCCCCAAAUCAACAAACCUGGAAACCGUGUUGGUCCAUGUGAACACUGGGAAAUACCCGAGCUGUGUAGCUGCUGUAUCGAUCAAGUUGUUGUCGGAUCGAGAUUUGCCCAAUUUGUCACAUUCAACGACAAACACCCUUCUUGUUUCAACUUGGUCGUUCUCUGCUCAACGUGUUGGUUCAACACAAAUUCCUCCCUUACCAGACCCCCUGUGGUUCCUUUGA
Molecule: messenger RNA, 453 nt
Organism: Candida tropicalis MYA-3404
Lineage: Eukaryota; Fungi; Ascomycota; Pichiomycetes; Serinales; Debaryomycetaceae
Exons: 1
Coding region: 1-453 (150 amino acids)
Source: RefSeq, a predicted model, not a curated record